Messenger RNA from Pseudovirgaria hyperparasitica, 985 nucleotides. RefSeq lists its product as uncharacterized. Bases 188 to 889 code for a protein of 233 amino acids. NCBI's taxonomy places the organism in Eukaryota, Fungi, Ascomycota, Dothideomycetes, Acrospermales, Acrospermaceae. The record is from RefSeq and is a predicted model, not a curated record. The transcript has 2 exons.
UCGCUCUCGCCACUCCGCUUUCGGCAGUCGGCGAAGCUCAAUCAUACAACAGUCUGCACUCCGCCGUUUAUGUCGCCGAUGUAGGAACUGACAGAAAACUGAGUGAACUCUUUGCAAAUCAAUGAUAUUAACACUUUAUAUGUCUUGUUAAGAGAUUUAGACCGGUCUAAACACUUCAGACAGGUACAUGCUCCUGAAGUUCACUUAUCUCCAUCUUGCCCGCAGUAUCCCUCUCGCAUCUGUCCAGAUCCAUCCGUGGGUACAAACUUCGAUUUACCACCUCUUAAACGCGACGCCAGAGAGCGAACUGCGGUUUCUCGUUGGCACCAUGUCCGCCUUGACGCCUGCGUCUUCGACACACCUGCUGUCCAGCACUGACACCAAAGAAAGUUCACCAUCGCUGCUCAGGAUCGUUGUUGUCGGUUCGCCGGUCAUUAUCACUCUGGCUCGCAGGACGUCCUUCCAAUCUAGCUCCACCAGCGCCUCGAGCGUUGUCAGUGAAACAAGGCUUUCGCAUCUCUACAACGAUAUGGGCGCCGACAGUACCCUGAUCAUAGCGAACAUUGAUUCGCAAGCUAUAACACCCUCAAGCCUACCUGCUGUAGCUGCUCCGUCAUCUUCGCUUCAAGGCCACUUGUUUGCCGACGUUCAGUUGACCUCAACACAACUCAACCCCGUCACGACAUCCAGUUUAACCGGAACGUCUCUGCCCACGAGCACAGAUAAUGGAGACAAACCACUACUUGAAGACACCCUCAGCGCAUCACGCUUUACCGCGGUUUCGAUUGCAGCAAUAUUUGCAGGCCUCGCGCUCGUUGGUGCGUUGCUCGCAUACAUGUACUUCCGGAGAGGCGUGAAGAAGAGGAGGGGUUCGGCAGGGAUGAAGUGAGACAGCACAUGGUAUAUGACGAUGGUAUUUCUUCGUUGGAGGAUACUGUGCACUCACGGCACGCAAGCCCUGGGGCUUCUUUGAUUUGUCACUGAG